AUGAGUAAGAAAUUCUACAGCUCAACUGAUAAAUUAAAUCCAGAGGAUAAAGAAAAACCCAAUCCAGCGGAAUAUUGUUUCGUCAAUCUUUAUGGUGAAAUUGCUAUUAAAUCAGAUGGCCACAUUACCGGCGAGCAAUUUACUGUGGAAAAAUGCAAAGAAUGUUGCAUACUGCUCCUUGAUUACUUGGCCACAGUGAAUGUUGACGAUUGCGAGGAAUGCCUCAUUGUUACUGGUCCUUGUAGAGGAAGCGUGUUCAUUCGAGAUUGCAAAAAUAUUACGCUGUUUACCAUUUCUCAACAAUUCCGAAGUCGAGAUUGCAUUAAUAUUGAUGUAUUCCUAUUCUGUACAACAAAACCAAUUAUCGAAUCAAGUAAAUUGAUGAGAUUCCGAUCACUUAUUCUUUCUUAUGACAAAGUUGAAGAGCAUAUGAUGAAAGCAUCACUAAGCCCGUUCAUUAACAACUGGAAUAAUGUACAUGAUUUCACACCAGAUGAUGUUCCUAAUUUUGAAAUUUGUAUUACAGAAUACGAUAACAUUAAGAAAAUGGAUAUGAUUAGAAAUGUCAAAAAUAUUACAUUCUUCCCCGAAUUAUCAUUUCUUCCCUUGUAUGCUGUCCCGAACAAAAUCACUGGCAAGAAAAUUCUCAUCUUAUGUAUGGAGCGAGAUGGUGAAACUUUAACUUCAUUUAAUGGUCGCAUAUUGAGAUUUCUGAAAGAGAUAUUAGCGCAAGGUGCAGAGCUUAUCACAACUAGAGAUAUGACAAUCCGAAAAAAAGAACUUGAAACUUCGUUUAUAUGCAAGAAGUACGCCAAAUUAUCAGGUAGACUGAUAACACUGGAAAUAGCAUGGAAUCGAGAAGAAACCGAAAAAAGUAUUCGGAUGAUAAGUGACAUUGUGGAGGUUGUGGAUGAUUGCGAUUUCGAACAUCAUCGAGCCACUCUUUAUCGGUUUGCACAGAUGCAAACUGACAUUUGUUAA
Molecule: messenger RNA, 981 nt
Organism: Brugia pahangi
Lineage: Eukaryota; Metazoa; Nematoda; Chromadorea; Rhabditida; Onchocercidae
Source: the annotation of a GenBank genome assembly